AUGUCCAGCGUGUGUUGUGCUCGACAGGCACAGUGCAAGAUCACCUUUGCAUCUCAGGUCAUCGCAGAUGUUGCUGCCGAUGGCCUCAUGGUAGAGUUUGCGCAGCGGGAGCCGCAGGAGAAGCGUGGCACGACGCAGACGACCAUCUACCUAGUCCGAACACUCGGCUCGAUCGUUUCCACGGUCAUUGUCGGCAUCGGCAUGAACGGCAAGGAGUACAACGGCACCUUUGACUUCACCCUUCGCUUCAACCAGGUGAUGCUGAUCUUUGCCGUCCCGGCAGGUCUCAUGAUCCCGGUGUCGUGGUUCCUUGUCAAAGACGGAGCCAUCCAGGAGGGCCAGCGCAGGUCCCUCCGCCAGUACAUGCGCCAGGCAUGGGCGCUGAUGACGCACAAGGCGGUGUUUAUCGUGGUGAUGUGGAACUUCUGGGAGGCGGUGAUCGGCCGCAUCAACACAACGGCCUCGGGGCUGGUGAAAAGCGAGUGGGCCGGCGUCAAGAAUUUUCAGAAUCAGAUGUUCAGCUUCGUGUCGCUGCUCGUGUUCUCCUAUGGCCUCCAGAUGGUGAAGAAGCGCUUUCUUCACUGCAGCUGGCGCAAGAUGCUUCUGGGAACAGGCAUCUUCCUGAACGUGAUGGAUGGCACGUUGGCUUUCCUGACCACCUACGACAUCGUGCGCAACCAGUACUUCUACCUGGGCGAGCAGAUCCUUGAUGACAUCCCGGCGGCGGCCAACUUCGUCAUCGGCACCUUCAUCGUCGUUGAGCUGGCAGAUCAGGGUGUGGAGGGCCUCACCUAUGGACUCUUGACCACCGUGUCGAACCUUGGUUCUCCAUUCUCCAGGGCCAUUGGAAACCAGAUUUUCGGGCUCUUCCGCCCAAACCUCUCAGAUUCCGCCAACUACCGGUCAGACACGCCAGAGUUCCGAAAUACGGUGGCCCUCUCGUUCCUGUUAAGCUAUGGCUUCUCCUUCGCCUCCUUCUGCUUGCUCGUUCUCAUUCCAGAUCAGAAGGAGGAAGCUCAGAGGAGGAAAAAGGCGUGGAAGAGCAGAUCAGUGUACGGUGCGAUUACGGUGGUGCUCCUUGCGUUUGCGAUGAGCUACGCGUUAACGGUGCGCUUUCGUCCGAUUGGGGGUUGUCCGAGCUUCAUGACUGGCAAUCAUUAUUUGCAGGUAAAUAUCGGAACAUGGAAGCAGAAGCAUAAAUACAAGCAUAGAUAG
This is a messenger RNA of Symbiodinium natans, 1215 nucleotides long. The record is from the annotation of a GenBank genome assembly. Lineage: Eukaryota; Dinophyceae; Suessiales; Symbiodiniaceae.